Pogona vitticeps (central bearded dragon) is the source of this 1850-nucleotide messenger RNA. The record is from RefSeq and is a predicted model, not a curated record. NCBI's taxonomy places the organism in Eukaryota, Metazoa, Chordata, Lepidosauria, Squamata, Agamidae.
CUUUAAAAAAAUUGGACCCAUGGAAAUAUCACCAAAUAUACAAAAGUCGGAUUUUUUACUUUGUGGGGCCAGGAGGCUCCCUUUGUGUUCUUGGGAAACGUAAUUUAUACGCCCUUAAACAACGCGCCCGCGCUUGCGUCGUUGCCGAGCAACUGGCCGCCUCUCAGAGCCGAGGAAACUUGUAAGGAGGAAAGGAGAGAGGGACGUCUUCCGCGGCCGGAAAUGAAGUACCCAGCGGAAGUGACGUGGGGAUAGAGGGAAGCCUGGGGCAGCGGCUGGAGAAUGUCUGAGGGGCUCUUCGGAGCAGAGGCUGUCUCGCGCCUUCCCGGUUUCGCUAAGCGGGUGCUCGUGACUGGCGGCGCGGGCUUCAUAGCGUCUCAUGUGGUGGUUUCUCUUGUACAAAAGUAUCCAAACUAUAUGAUUAUUAAUCUUGAUAAGUUGGAGAAUUGUGCAAGCUUAAAAAAUCUUGAGGUAGUUUCUCAGAAACACAACUAUAAGUUUGUCCAGGGAGACAUUUGUGAUCCAGGUUUCAUUAAAGAAUUAUUUGAUAAAGAGAAAAUUGAUCUAGUAUUACAUUUUGCAGCUCAAACACAUGUAGAUCGAUCUUUCUGGCACAAACAUGAAUUCAACUAUGUUAAUGUUUAUGGAACUUACAUUCUUGUUGGUGCUGCUUAUGAGGCUAAUGUGGAGAAGUUCAUCUACGUCAGUACUGAUGAAGUUUAUGGGGGAGGCUGUGAUCAGGAAUUUGAUGAAUCCUCACCUAAAAAACCUACAAAUCCUUAUGCGGCAUCCAAAGCAGCUGCUGAAUGCUUUGUGCAGUCUUAUUGGGAAAGAUACCAGUUUCCAGUGGUUAUCACACGGAGCAGCAACAUUUAUGGACCCCACCAGUUUCCAGAAAAGGUUAUUCCAAAGUUUAUUUCCCUCUUGCAGCAGAACAGAAAAUGUUGCAUUCAUGGCUCAGGACUUCAGAAGAGAAAUUUUCUUUAUGCCAGUGAUGUAGCAGAAGCAUUUCUUACUGUUAUGAAGAAGGGAAAGCCAGGUGAAAUCUAUAACAUUGGGACCAAUUUUGAGAUGUCUAUUGUACAGCUUGCAAAGGAAUUGAUCCAUCUAAUAAAAAAUACUAAUUCAGAUGCUGAGACAGAAUAUUGGAUGGAUUAUGUUAAAGACAGACCUACAAAUGACUUGGGCUAUCCAAUGAACUCUGGGAAAAUGUACAGUUUAGGCUGGAGACCUAAAGUACCUUGGAAGGAAGGAAUAAAGAAGACAAUUGAAUGGUAUCAAGAGAACUUCCAUAACUGGAAGAAUGCUGAGAAAGCUUUGGAGCCUUUUCCUGUUGCUGAAGAAUCUGUGUGAUUUUGGUCUGCAGCAAAAUUGGAAAGAAAAAUGAAUUCUACCUCAGGACCACAUGAAGGAAAAAACUGCUCAAGCAUCUAAAGUACAGAUGCCUCGUGUUCAAGAAAUGUCAAUCAUUGCUAUCGAGAAAGAAAAUAGAAUGGAAUUUUAGAUCCCCUUUGGGGCCCAGCUUAAUUUAAUCAACAUUCCAGUGCAGUACUGAAGCUUUAACAUGAACUUUUUUUAAAAAUGCAAUCAAAGCAAUUUUUGUAAAUUAAACAUGCACUUUUUAUCAUGAUCAUCAUGAUUCAUUAACAGUAUUAUUUUAAAAAGUCUAGGGAGCAAUUUUUAGCAAAGAGAUCUUUUUGCUUGCAAUGAAUUUGAAGACAAAAAGCAGCAGAGGCCUCAUCCUGACCUCUCAAAAGUGAUUGUUUGAUCAUAUGUUCAUUUUAAAAUGCUGUAUAGUCCUAUGUAAUCUUAGUUUCAGUGAUCUGAAGAGAAGAAGUAAUUUUCUUUUA